AUGUCUCAACAAGGAGCAUUUUGGGUGCAUACUGAAGACUGGCACACGGCCGGCGAGCCUUUUCGUAUCGUCUCGGACCUGCCACCACAUUGCACCACGACAGGAGACACAGUAUGGGACCGCCGGCUCAACAUCAUAAAUCAACCAAACCACCCACUAGAUCUAUUGCGUCAGUCUCUCUGUCACGAGCCAAGAGGCCAUGCCGACAUGUACGGAGGCUUUAUCGUCCCUCCUAACGACUCUGGUGCCCAUUUUGGCGUCUUGUUCUGGCAUAGAGAUGGCUUUUCAACAGCCUGCGGUCAUGGAACCAUCGCCUUGGGUCGAUAUGCCGUGGCAAAGAGACUCGUAGAAUCUGUCCGAGAAGGGCCGGUCAAAGUCAUCAUCGACGUGCCAUCCGGCCGCGUGACAGCAGAGGUCAAUUUUAGAGACGGCAAAGUGGUCCAUGUGAACUUUAUCAACGUCCCCAGCUACCAGUAUGCUAAAGACCUGCCUGUAAGCGUAUCGAUACCCGGUGCAGAAGCUCUGCAAUUCAACGUCGAUCUCUCCUGGGGCGGAGCUGCCUGUGCAUCUGUUGAUGUCAGUGAUAUGACUAUAGAGAUCAAGCCAGCCAAUGCUCAACGCUUCAUCGGACUUGCUCGCCAGAUCAGGGCAGAGGUUGGGACACGUGGAGACCACAAAGGUACACCUCUGUAUACCAUCUGUUUCUUCAGGACACUCAGCGACAGCAACGAAGCCAUUGAACAAAAGAGUAUCACUGUCUAUGCAGAAGGCGCUAUCGACAGAUCUCCUUGCGGCAGUGCGACUGGUUCUCGAGUGGCCGUCUUGUUAGCACAAGGAAGGUUGAAGGGCAACAAGAAAUUGAUCCAUCAUUCCGUCGUCAACACGACUUUUGAAGCCAGAGUCAUCUCUCAGCAUCAGGAGGAAGGAUCAGAUUAUCCGACAUGCAUACCCGAAGUCAGAGGAAAUGCUUAUCUUACUGGCCGCAAUAGCUUCUUCAUCGACCCGAGCGAUCCAACAUAUCCUGGUUUCUUCUUCAAGUAG
Aureobasidium melanogenum CBS 110374 is the source of this 1041-nucleotide messenger RNA. Its product is annotated as Diaminopimelate epimerase-like protein. The record is from RefSeq and is a predicted model, not a curated record. Gene Ontology annotation, molecular function: hydro-lyase activity. The transcript has a single exon. The coding region runs from base 1 to 1041 and encodes 346 amino acids. Lineage: Eukaryota; Fungi; Ascomycota; Dothideomycetes; Dothideales; Saccotheciaceae.